AUGCUCUUCAAAACUACUGUAAUUCUGCUGGUCUCUUGUUUCUUUACUCAAAUGUAAGUUGGGAUUUUUAUUGUAACCCAAAAUCAAUCAAUAAAUUUUCAUUUUCAGAUUCGCAUUUCGAGAUGAACUUGCUGAGAAAGAAAUAACUUCAAUAAUUCAAGAUUUGAAAAAGGGUUUGGAGCAGCGAACAAAUUCACAUUAUGAAGUUUUGCUCGAAAAUACUGCGAUUUAUAUUUUGGAGAAUCCAGAUAUCAAAUUGAUUUGUCAAGCUGAAGCAGCAAGGUGAGCUCUCUAGCCUCUCUAGCUUCUCUAACCCCUCUAAAUUUCCAGAGAAACUCCUCCCCCACCAUUGAGCCUCAGCAAACAUGCCCGCGUUCAAAUUCUCCUGGCAUUCUACGAGCCCGAUGCUCGUCUUCUUCGUGGACUCAAAGAUCAAAUUGAUGUCAAACUUCAAAAAGCGAUUGAGAAUCAAGAAUCCCUUCAGACAAUCGCCAAGCUGAUAUUGCACAAAGAUGUUCUGGAAACUGCUCAACAUUUGGCGGAUUUUAAGAGAUUUCUGAAAUUUUUGCAAGCUGGAAUUCGUGAUGUUUCUCCUCUCUCGAAAUCUAGCGGUUUUUAA
Molecule: messenger RNA, 619 nt
Organism: Caenorhabditis angaria
Lineage: Eukaryota; Metazoa; Nematoda; Chromadorea; Rhabditida; Rhabditidae
Source: the annotation of a GenBank genome assembly